AUGAGGAUUCCGUCUACGUGGCGGCUGCUUGCCGUGCUCUUCGUGUCUCAACUCGCGGCGGCUCAGCUGUCAGCUGACGGCAUCGAGCUCGACCUCGUGUUCCCUCGCGCCGGAGGUCGAUAUGCCGAGACCAACGAGGGGCUUCCGGUGCUGCUCUCCCUCCAGAACCCAGACGUCGCCUAUCACUACGGCUGGGUCUUCUCCUGGGACGUGUACAAGAAGCCUCACCCUCCGCCGGACCGCUUGCCGUUCAACACCAUCGGGUCAAUACUCAAGAACGACACCGCCUACCCCGACAACCCGCACCUCGAGGUCGCCUACACCGACCGCCUCGGCGCAGGCGACUACACCUUCUCGUGGACGAUCCAUACCGGGCCGUGGUGCGAGCUCUCGCCGAGCAGCGUCGAAUACGCGAGAAACGUCAAGGUCGCCAACGGCACCUUUGAAUUCGCCGUGGACCCGGCGGCGCCGACGCCGACCUUCACCGGCACCUGUCCGACGGCGCUGGGCAUGAUCAGCUACGCGGAGUUGACGACCUACCAUGGUCUUUACGACGGGAAGUACGACCACCUCGACGACUCAAGCACCGUCACGUCCUGCGCUGUCACGGCGAAUGUGACCGUCACGCCCGAGCCGUGCCGGGCGACCGUCAACGCGGCGGAGGAGACGAGCAUCUCAAGUCGACUUCAAUGGGGAGCGUAUGCCACGGCGGCGUCGACUGCGACGACUGCACCAGCGCCGACUUCUGCUGGCUCCUCCCUACGACAGGUCUGGGGGCCGCUCUCAUUCUUGGCCUUCACCACGGUGGAUUUUGUUCUAUUCGUGUCUUGGAUAGCUCAAUGA
Molecule: messenger RNA, 843 nt
Organism: Colletotrichum higginsianum IMI 349063
Lineage: Eukaryota; Fungi; Ascomycota; Sordariomycetes; Glomerellales; Glomerellaceae
Exons: 1
Coding region: 1-843 (280 amino acids)
Source: RefSeq, a predicted model, not a curated record